This is a messenger RNA of Rhineura floridana, 486 nucleotides long. RefSeq names its product regenerating islet-derived protein 4-like. NCBI's taxonomy places the organism in Eukaryota, Metazoa, Chordata, Lepidosauria, Squamata, Rhineuridae. Gene Ontology annotation, molecular function: signaling receptor activity. The transcript has 5 exons. The record is from RefSeq and is a predicted model, not a curated record. Bases 1 to 486 code for a protein of 161 amino acids.
AUGGGGUCUAUCGCUUACCUAAGUGUCUUCCUGGCCAGUUUCCUGGUUUCCAGCCCCUUUGUGGGAGCAGUGAAGGCUGACACCUGUGCCAGGGAGUGGCUGCAAUACCAGGGCAACUGCUAUGGAUAUUUUGAGAGUAAGAUGACAUGGGAAGAAGCUGAGAUUGAAUGCCAAAGCUACCACCGCGGGGCACACCUUGCCUCUAUUCUCACCCUUGCGGAGACUCUUGUGGUGGCCGAUCACAUCUUUGCUUACCAGACUGAACCCAGCAAUGUGUGGAUUGGACUGCAUGAUGUCCGGCAUAAUGGAAAGUGGAGGUGGUCGGACGAGUCGACCUACAACUACAAAGCGUGGAUGCUGGGGGCACCCAAGAAGCUGGGGAAAAAUGAGUAUUGCGUUGAGCUGCUGCGUUCCGUGAAUUUCACAAAAUGGAAUGAUGCAGCAUGCCACAAACAAAACGCCUACAUCUGUAAGCACGAACUGUAG